Messenger RNA from Neolamprologus brichardi, 5136 nucleotides. The record is from RefSeq and is a predicted model, not a curated record. Lineage: Eukaryota; Metazoa; Chordata; Actinopteri; Cichliformes; Cichlidae.
AUGGAGGCUUGGGAAGAGCGUCAGCUGGCCAGCAGCAUGACCAGCAGCAGCACUCUUCCUCCCAGUGUAAGCGGGAUCAGUAAACCUCAAAGCGGAGGCCCUUCCCCUGCAGAGCAACCACUGGGAUUGGGGCAGCCUGUAGUGGCUGGGCUAGCAGAAGGCCUGCUGGACCUGGGAAUAGUGAAGGCAGUGUUUCUGGGCCAUCAGGGUGUCGAUGUUCAUGCUGUAUGUUUGCAAAACAAGCUGAGUCAGAUGACAGUGGAGGAGAAUGGCCUCAGCCUUCUGUAUGGUCUGAGUACCACAGACAAUAGACUUUUGCACUUUGUGGCCCCCAAUCACACGGCACAAAUGUUCUACAAGGGCCUGUCAGAGUUGGUGAAUGCAACCAGGAAAUUAAAGAAGUUUCCUGACCAAAGGUUGCAGUGGCUGAGGAAGCAGUAUGUCAGUUUGUAUCAGGAGGACAGCAGGUAUGAAGGCCCUACACUAGCCCAUGCCAUUGAGCUUUUUGGGGGUCGGAGGUGGAAUAUGGGUACGGGUGGUGGAGACAAGGUUGGAGCCCAGAAGAACAACCCUCUGUCGAAUGAGAAGGCCAAGAAGAAGAAGAAGGUUCUUGUCAGGGGAGACAGUGGGGAUGCAACCGAUGACGAGAUGGUUUCCAGGAAAACACGGAGCUGUAAAGAAGGACUGUAUCGAAACGGACCAGAGUCUGACAGCAUCGACCAAGAAGAUCCAGAAGACAGCAUCCCCGGACCACUCUCCCUCUCAUCCAGUAAAAGCCCCGGAUUGCUAUCCUCUUCCUCUUCUUCCUCCUCUUCCUCCAGCAUGGCAGGGUCCAACCAGACCCGUCCGCAGUCUUCUCCAAUCCUUUCGGGAAAUGCUAAAUCCCAGCCGGGGGCAUGGAGCAGCCGAUCGUGGCACGGCCGGGGUAAAGGCUGUUUCAAAGGCUUUCAGAAUCUCAUGAUUUCUGACAGCACAAUGAGCUUCAUCGAGUUUGUCGAGCUUUUCAAAUCAUUCAGUGCUUUUGGAGCUCAGGCUCACCAGCUCGCCCACAUGCAAGCCCAAGCAAGCAACGGGUCUCCAGGAGUGACUUCACCCAACAAUCAUGCCAAUGAGGAAGAGGAAGAAGAAGAAGACGACUAUGAUUAUGAUUAUGAGUCUCUAUCAGAUGCUGAUGGCCUCGCUGCCUCUACUGCCUCGUAUGGUCUUGAAGAUAAUAUACUCGAUGACAAGCCAGAAGGCAAGAGUUCGGCCGAGAAAGAAGAGCAACCUGCUGAUGAAAUACCCAAAAGGAUGAAGAAAGCUGAUAGCACUACACAGAGCAAAGGAAAGGUGUUCGACAUGGAGCUCGGCGAGGAGUUCUACCUUCCCCAGAAUAAGAAGGAGAGUCGACAGAUCGCCCAGGAGCUGUCCGACCUUGUCAUCUACUGCCAGGCUGUGAAAUUCCCUGGCCUUUCUACUUUGUCUCCGGCUGGCUCUAGCAGGGGGAAGGACCGAGGAAAGUGCAGGAAGUCCAUAUUUGGCACGGCUCCUUCUCGCAGCAGCGCAACAGGGGAGGUCACGACCCAGAGCCGCACCCCUGGGAAAGGUGGUUCGGAGCGACUCAGCUGGGAGGAGCAGCAAACGUCUCCUGUCCUCAACCCCUCCACCUCACUCAGCGCCAUCAUCCGCACGCCAAAGUGUUACCACAUCUCCUCCGUCAACGAGAACGCCGCCAAGCGCCUGUGCCGCCGUUACUCUCAAAAGCUCAUCCAGCACACGGAGUGCCAGCUGCUCAGAACCUACCCGGCGGCCACCAGGAUCGACUCAACCAACCCCAACCCUCUGCUUUUCUGGCAGCAUGGCAUCCAGCUGGUGGCACUCAAUUAUCAGACUGAUGACCUGCCCAUGCAUUUGAACACGGCGCUAUUUGAGGCCAACGGAGGAUGUGGCUACGUACUGAAGCCGGCAGUGUUAUGGGACCGUAGCUGUCCACUUUAUCAGCAGUUCUGUCCGAUGGAGCGGGAUGUGGAGAAAAUGAGCCCUGCUGUCUACUCGCUCACAAUUGUGUCCGGGCAGAACGUUUGUCCCAGUAACAGUGCCGGCAGCCCCUGCAUCGAGCUGGAUGUUCUGGGCAUGCCCGUCGACAGCUGCCACUUCCGUACCAAACCGAUCCACCGCAACACCCUCAACCCCAUGUGGAACGAACACUUUCAGUUCACUGUGCAUUUUGAAGAGAUGUGUUUCCUGCGAUUUGCCGUGGUGGAGAAUAACAGUUCCCAGACCACAGCUCAGAGGACUCUCCCACUUAAAGCCCUCAAACCAGGUUACAGACAUGUACAGUUGAGAACACAGCACAAUGAGUCUCUUGAAGUUUCCAGCUUAUUUAUCUACAGCCACAGAACAGAGGAAGGUCCAGCAGGGGGCGCUACUGCCUCAUCUUUGCUGUUCAGUUCUGAGGAGAAGCAUGCGUCCCAGCAGCACAGGGUGACGGUGCACUGCGCUCCCGGUCCUGAACCCUUCACUGUUUUCUGUGUUACCGAGCAGACCACCGCCAAACAGCUGCUGGACGUGGUCGUGGGGUCAGCGGGACACCCAUCCGAAUACUUUUUGUGUGAGGAGAAGGUUCCCCUGUUGAAGGAACGCAGCGAGGUGAAGCGCUGCCCGCAGCACCGAGCUCUAGCACCUGAGGAGGAGGUGGUCAGGGUGGUGUCCAGCUGGAACACUGAGGAGGGAUAUGUGAGGAGACUGUGCCUCAAAACUAGAGAGGAGAACUUGAAUGAGAAGAACACGGUGGUGGAGGGAGAGGAGGAGGUGACUGUGGCAGGCAGAGAAGGAGCGGGAGGAGGAGGAGGGGAGGAUGAUAUGUUCUUUGUCCAGGUCCAUGAAGUUUCACCCGAACAGCCUCACACUGUCAUCAAAGCUCCACGCUACAGCACGGCUCAGGAUAUCAUACAGCAGACUCUGUCAAAGGCUAAGUAUUCCUACAGCAUCCUCGCUAACCCCAAUCCAUGCGAUUACGUGUUGAUGGAGGAAGUGACCAAGGACGUCGGCUCUAAGAAGUCCUCGUCCACCAAGCCUCUUCAGCGAGUGCUGCUGGAUCACGAGUGUGUCUACCAAGCUCAGAGCCGCUGGCGGGGCGCGGGAAAGUUUAUUCUUAAACUCAAAGAGCAGGUGGUGAGGGAGGACAAAAAAAAAGUCAUCUCCUUUGCCAGUGAGCUCAAGAAGCUGACUAGUCGCAGCCGCAGCAUGACAACUGGCAGCGGAGUGGAUGGCCCUGCCCAGAGGUACCUGUCUGCAGCUGCAGGUCUGAGGGCAUGGGUGACAGAGGGCAGGGUGGGGGCUGGAAGGUUCCUACAGGCCUCCUCCAACUCUUUCAGAGGGGAGCUCCUAUCUGUCCACCUUCCCACCUCUUCUCUGACCCCUUCAGCCUGGAAGCUUUACCUCCUCAGGAACUGGAAGACCCACAAAUGAGUUAUAGACACAGAGAGACUUGCAUCAACUACUUCUUAACUUGGAGAAUUUCUCUUUUCACAAGGUGUUUUCAGUGAUGGUCUCGUGCAUUGUCGGGUUCUGAGAUUCCCUCCUGUCAAAGUAGAAUCCAAUCCUACCCUGUGUUAAAUGAGCAAGUAAAGGACAGGAUUCAGUCCAGGCUCUGUUACUGGGUUAGGUGACAGGUAAUGAGCCCCUUUUUGCUGGGGAGGAGAUUGGCGAGCCCACCUGCUGUCAUCCAAGAGCUGUGGUGGUCGUGGGCUGGUAGCUCAGCUCCUCUUGGGGCAGCUGUUUUUAUUGAAGUCCGCUGGGACAUGAAAUGGCAAACUGUCCCUCAUAUUUCAAAUAAAUAAGAGAGGAGAAAAAAGAUUCCUGUGUCACAUACAGAGAAUAAUUUUGGCUUUGAUGGUUGCUAAAUUGCCAUUGGAUUUAUUGAAAUAGUAAAACACAAACUAUUUGGAGUAUUUAUUUUCCCUUUUCAAGGACUAUGAAAUCUCCACAAGUGACUACGCGCCUUGUGCGCCAGCAUAAUUGUUUGAAUAAAUCUUUUGUACAGUAUGUUUAAAACAAAGAAGUAAAAUCCACACUUUACUAGUAAAUGUUAAAAUGGACGAAGAGAUGUUGUUGCUUCCUCAGGUAUGGGCUCAUUUGGUUGAGGGCAUUGUGAAGGAGGCUGACAAGCUGGCUUGUUUGGUUCUUUCCCUACUGUUCCAGUUUCACAGUACUGUAAGAGCACAUUUUGGGGCAGUGCAGAUGAGCAAAGCUCACAGAAAGACGCAGCAAAUGUGAGGAUAAAGAAUCGGAGGCUUCUAUUCUAUUUAAAUGUCGUAAAAAUGGAAGCAGUUUAUCGGACACUACCGUAUUUGCCCUAAAAAUGUCAAUAUAUGAGGAGCGUUUUAAGGCAGUGUAGGCACACACUAUUAUAUUCUGCAAAUGCAAAUGUGGAGCAACUUCUCACUGUUUUGGUAAAGUUGUCUUGUGUUGGUUUAAAAUGUUGCAACACUGCCUCCAACAUUUGAUGAUUUUGUGGCUGUAUCUCUGAGGAUGAUCUGCUUUGUUAUACAGAGUAUCUUAUUGCUCACAUCAUUGUGCACAAAUAUCAACCAUAUCUCCCCUUGUCAGCCAAGCUGAGCAGUUAAAAAAGUUAAAAAUGUAUAUAUAUGAAUACAUAUACAUUGCUAAUGUAAUUUAAACAUGGGGUUUUGCAUUUUAAUAGUGUGAAUACAAUGCUAUCACCAGAACUGUUUGUUAACCUUUUUUGUGCAACAGUAAGCUUUCUGAAUAUUUACAUUGUUAAAUGCAAAACUGGUGGAGCCCAAAACAUAGUUACAAAUUUAGUCAGACAUUCAUUACUUCAGAGAUUGUUCAAAUAUGGACAUUUCCUCUGUUGGACCUGAUUAUAAUUGAGUAUUUCCUGCAAAUUCCUACAUCAUUUUAUUGGUGCAAUGAUGGUUAUAGCGCUAAGAUCCUUUGGAGAGCAUCCCGGUCUUCUUCAAACAACGUUUUGCACUUUUUGUUUUCCUUUUGCUGUCGUCAUCAAUGUUUUUGUGUUACUGUCUAAUUAGUGACAGCGACUUGAUUGUUAUGGUUAGAACUGCUUCUGUCUUGUUAUGUCGUUGUAUUUAUUACUUUCAAUUUCAGCCCAGUCACAAAUUUAGUUUUAAAGAA